Messenger RNA from Entamoeba invadens IP1, 495 nucleotides. RefSeq lists its product as hypothetical. The transcript has a single exon. Bases 1 to 495 code for a protein of 164 amino acids. The record is from RefSeq and is a predicted model, not a curated record. NCBI's taxonomy places the organism in Eukaryota, Evosea, Mastigamoebida, Endamoebidae.
AUGACUAAAUGUCAAACCGCACUCUGUCGCAACAUGACAUACAAACGGCUGUUAUGUAUGCACGAACAUAUUAACAACCUUGGUUCUAACAACUUCGAAGAGAUCUCCGAGAUGGUUGACUCUUUCUUUAGAGACGGAUUCUUACGGAAAAGGGUUGAAACAAAGAGUCAAAGCCCUGCAGAAAGCGCUAUGCAAUUCUGUGAUAUGCAAAACGACAAGAAUUACACAGAAAAUGACUGGGAAGAGUUGCUCGAAGAGAAAGACGACUUUACAGAUAAACAGCAAGCUAAUUAUGAACCACAACCAAAUGUAAUAGAAGUCGAGACGGACACAAGUCCUAUGGAUGGUAAUAAUGAAAGUAGUAAAGAAGUCGAGCUGAAGCUUCCUAAGAUAGUCCGCUUUGAUGAACACGUCCAAAAAGUCGUCGAUUCAUUUCAAUGCAAAAUAUAUAACACAAAUGACCUUGCAGAGGCUUUACUUAGAGAGAAUAUGUGA